AUGGCAAUGUGGUUAGCAGCCUUUGAGACAUGGGCAGUCGCACGACUCCUAAGAAGUCCUACCUUUCACAGUGUUGUCCGCAAAGCACAUAAGAGAGUUCAUGAAGCUCGUCAUGGCAAGGAUCCCUCCGAAAUGGGCGGUACCAAUAUCGAUGAUCCAAACAAGUCAAGUCGGUUUAUUCAAUAUUUGAAGGACGAAAUCAAAGACCAGUUCUGGGGCAAAUCGCCACCUCGAAAAUGA
This is a messenger RNA of Sclerotinia borealis F-4128, 240 nucleotides long. The record is from the annotation of a GenBank genome assembly. Lineage: Eukaryota; Fungi; Ascomycota; Leotiomycetes; Helotiales; Sclerotiniaceae.